Molecule: messenger RNA, 849 nt
Organism: Neodiprion fabricii
Lineage: Eukaryota; Metazoa; Arthropoda; Insecta; Hymenoptera; Diprionidae
Gene: mRpL41
Product: 39S ribosomal protein L41, mitochondrial
Exons: 3
Coding region: 168-653 (161 amino acids)
Biological process (GO): translation
Cellular component (GO): mitochondrial large ribosomal subunit
Molecular function (GO): structural constituent of ribosome
Source: RefSeq, a predicted model, not a curated record
CGCACUGCUAUGCUCCCCCAUUGACUAUCAAAAUGUAAGGCAAGGUGUAAAUUCUGUGUCACGUGGUUCCGAAACCUGCCUAUAACGCGUGUUUAAGUGUAUUCGAUUUGAUACUGUUUGAUAUCGGUUCCUGCGGUGUUCUCAGGUUCCGUACUCACAGCUUAGCCAUGGCUUCUGCCUGCAUGAUUAUACAGAGGAGUAUCACGACAAGCUGUGUCUGUCACGGGAAGCGUAACUUUCGGAAAUUCCUUUUAUAUAACAAGCGUGGUACCAAAAAAUUCAAGGAACAACAGGCGAUAAAACCGCAUCCGCAAAUUCCUAUUGACCGUCGUGGAGUACGACUCACUGGCUACUAUCUUGGGGAAAAAUGGGUCGAAGUGCCUGAAAUGAUACCUGAGAUAAUUGUCCCAUCGCUGGAAGGCUUUAAUCUUAAACCUUAUGUAGCUUAUCACAUCUCUGAAGUACAGCAGUCAGAAUUCACCCCUAAAGACUUGUUCGAUGCAGUGUAUUCGAAAAAAAUUACCGACGAUUUCCGGAAUAAAAAACUGGCUGAAGAUGGUAGCCCCUUAAAUCCUAGUGACAAUGAAAAACUAACUGCCGAGGAGGCCAAGCUAUUGGCCGGGAAGACUGGCUGUGAUCUUUUUGGUGAUUAAAUCUUUUACUCCCCAUGUAUUGUAUAACCUAGUUUUAUCAUAUUCGUAGUUUUGUAGAUUUAUCACGUUCUGCCAGAUAUACGUGAAGAUGUGUUAAGAUAAAUGAGUUCUUAUUAUACCAGAGCCGCUAUUGUUUUUCCGAUCACAUAGAGAAACUAGAUUCUCACAUAUGUGAAAAUAAACACGUUAAACCUCA